Exserohilum turcica Et28A is the source of this 1815-nucleotide messenger RNA. RefSeq lists its product as uncharacterized. The transcript is spliced from 3 exons. Gene Ontology annotation, molecular function: FAD binding; oxidoreductase activity. NCBI's taxonomy places the organism in Eukaryota, Fungi, Ascomycota, Dothideomycetes, Pleosporales, Pleosporaceae. Bases 1 to 1815 code for a protein of 604 amino acids. The record is from RefSeq and is a predicted model, not a curated record.
AUGGUGUUCGUAGAAGGUCUCUUGCUUUUCACUUCACUUGCGCUGGCUGGGAGUUCACCGCAGCCCGGCUGCAAGUACAUCCACGGUGAUCCUGAGUGGCCAUCGACCGAGGAAUGGCAGAAACUCAACCAGACCGUUAGCGGCCACCUCAUUCAGACUGUACCCCUAGGUGCUGUCUGCCAUUAUGAACCGUUUGGAGUAUACAAUAAGACAGCAUGCGACGAAUUGAGGAAGGACUGGGAUUUUAGGCACUGGAAGUUUAAGGUGUGGGAGAUGGGCCAGAUUCAUGUGACGCACGCCUCUGAGAUUAUGAACCCAUAUUAUCAAAACCGCACGUGCGACCCAUUCACAUCACCUGAGACGCCAUGCGAGUUGGGUAACUACGCCAGCUAUUCCAUAAAUGUUACGAGUGCCAGAGAUGUUGUUGCUGGCAUUCAGUUUGCAAAGGAGAAGAAUAUUCGACUAGUGGUCAAGAACACUGGACACGAUUAUCAUGGACGUUCUAGUGGCGCUAGCAGUCUCGCCCUUUGGGUGUACAACCUCAAAGACACCGAAAUCAUCCACGAAUACAAGAGCAAGCACUACAAUGGACCUGCUGCAAGGCUCGGAGCCGGCAUGGGUGUCGGCGAGUCUUACAUGGCAGUCCACAAGUAUGGUUACCGCAUUGUUGGUGGUGAAUGCGGUACUGUCGGUGUCGCUGGUGGCUACUCACAGGGUGGUGGUCACUCGGUCCUCGCAAGCCAGAAUGGCCUAGGUUCUGACCAAGUUCUCGAAUGGGAAGUUGUCACUACUGAUGGCCGUCAUCUUAUCGCUACGCCCGAGCAGAACUCAGACCUGUACUGGGCGCUCAGCGGCGGCGGCGGUGGAACAUAUGGCGUGGUCAUUGGCAUCACUGUCAGAAUCUUCAAGGACGGCCAAUUCGCAGGCGGAUCACUCGUCUUUAACAACACUGAUACCCCUGGUAACGAGGUCUACUGGAAGGCAGUGGAGCUGUGGUACGAGUAUUUCCCGAAGAUUACCGUCAACGGCAACACGGCGCAAUUCGUGUUGCUGAACAGCACCCUCGAUGCCCAAGCUAUCAACCUGCCCGGCCAAGACGUUGCCGCUGUAAACCGCUUGAUGGCUCCUUUACUGAGAGACUUGGAUAAUUUGGGUCAGAACUACACCUUCAAAACCGUGCACUCCGAAACUUACUAUGACCAUUUCGACCACUACUACGGACCACUCCCUGACGGCGCCGAGCCGGUCACCACGAUCCUGCAUGCGCGUCUGAUCCCUCGCGAGGUGAUCCAAGACAAGAAAGCAAACAAGAAACUCGUAGAUACGAUGCGACUCAUCGUUCAUGAGAACAAGUUUCUCAUGGGCUGCGGUGUGUUCAAUCUGCCUGAUAAUGGGCAUCCCGACAAUGCCGUGCUGCCUGCGUGGCGUACUGCCCAAGCCGUCUGCAUUGCCAACGGCUUCUGGGACUACGAGGCUCCCACCGAGAAAAACGUUGCCCUAAAGCAGGAGCUGGCUGAUAUCUACGCGCCUGCUAUGGAUGAAGCAACACCAAACUCUGGCGUCUACCUUAACGAAGUCGACCCUCUCUACAAGGGUGACUGGAAGGAGGCUGCAUAUGGCGUCAACUAUGACCGCCUGCUUCAGAUCAAGCACAAGUACGACCCAGACCAUCUAUUGUUUGGUCAUAUGUCAGUUGGCAGCGACGAGUUCGAUUUCGACGGAAGUGGCCGGCUGUGCUAUGUCGGCAACGACCGCCACAACUUUAUUUCAUACCAACCACAGCAGCGGCUCAUGUCCGAGAGUUUCGAAUUGUGA